Molecule: messenger RNA, 739 nt
Organism: Cuscuta epithymum
Lineage: Eukaryota; Viridiplantae; Streptophyta; Magnoliopsida; Solanales; Convolvulaceae
Source: the annotation of a GenBank genome assembly
AACUCAUAAGUUAUGGUCUUUCAAAAAAAAACUCAAUAGGUUUUGGUAACCGAACCAAUCCCAGUCUUCAGCGUAAGAACAAGAACGGUGAAUGGCCUCAUCGUCGUCCGUCGCUUCAGUUCCCGUAAUCUACGAAGACGAAGAACUGAUGAUGGAUGGGUUCGAAUCGGGUUGGGUGGAGCCCCAAACUCACUGCGAUCACCUCGCUUCAUUAUCCUCUGACCUGGCUCACAUCCCCGUCCCCGUCACUCCCUGCAACGAGUGCCAACAUCCGAGGGAGAACUGGCUAUGCUUGAGCUGCAAGCAAGUUUUCUGUAGCCGAUUCGUGAACAAGCACAUGGUCGAGCACCAUCAACGGACGAAUCACCCCAUAGCACUUAGCUUCAGUGAUUUAUCAGUGUGGUGUUUCUCCUGCGAUGCAUAUUUGGAUGCACCGGCCAUUCCAGCGCUGCGGAUUGCUCAUUGGACUGCAUAUGUGCUGAAAUUCGGGGAAGCUCCUCCGCUCCCUAGUAAUGAGUUUCUGCAUCUGGAAUAACAAGCCUGGGACUUCUAGCUCUGGAAAUUGAUCUAUUUCACAUUUUGACUCUGAUUCGAGGGAUGUGCUGAAAUAAAAGUUGUUAGAGACAUUUAUGGUUCAUGUAUUCUGCAAUGCUGCUUAUAUAUUUUUAAGCUAAAAAUGUCUGCAAUGGAUGUGCUAAAUUUUUAAACAACUUGAUUUUGACUGAACUUUCUUCAACUG